AUGAAGUUCACCGCCAUUCUUUCACUCUUUGCCGCUUCAUCGGCCGCUUUCCCUACACCUUCUGACGUUGAAGUCCGCCAGGCUGGAAGUGUUACUCGCAACGAUCUUUCCAACGGCGCUGCUUCCUCAUGCCCUCCUGUCAUCUUCAUCUACGCUCGGGGUUCCACUGAGAGUGGAAACUUGGGAACACUUGGACCUCGAGUUGCCACUGUUCUUGAGAGCCGCUAUGGCAGUAAUGGAGUCUGGAUCCAGGGUGUCGGCGGGGCAUACCUCGCUACCCUUGGGGAUAAUGCUCUCCCCCGAGGAACCUCCGCAGCAGCUAUCAGGGAAAUGAUUGGUCUCUUCAACCUUGCCAACACAAAGUGCCCUUCGGCCAAGAUUGUUGCCGGAGGCUACAGCCAGGGCGCCGCGCUUGCAGCCGCCAGCAUCGAAGAUCUCAGCACCAGCGUUCGCAACAAGGUAGUUGGAACAGUCCUCUUCGGGUACACCAAGAACUUGCAAAACCUGGGUCGCAUUCCCAACUACCCGACAGAGCGCACUAAGGUUUUCUGCAACGUCGGCGACUUGGUCUGCACUGGUUCACUCAUCGUGGCUGCUCCCCAUCUGCUUUACCAGUCUGAUGCUUCUGGACCUGCUCCCGAGUUCCUCAUCCAGCGUGUUGCCGCGACUAACUAA
Molecule: messenger RNA, 675 nt
Organism: Fusarium sp. VM40
Lineage: Eukaryota; Fungi; Ascomycota; Sordariomycetes; Hypocreales; Nectriaceae
Source: the annotation of a GenBank genome assembly